Topomyia yanbarensis is the source of this 3750-nucleotide messenger RNA. RefSeq names its product nuclear pore complex protein Nup133 (gene Nup133). Gene Ontology annotation, biological process: poly(A)+ mRNA export from nucleus; protein import into nucleus; transcription-dependent tethering of RNA polymerase II gene DNA at nuclear periphery. The coding region runs from base 142 to 3690 and encodes 1182 amino acids. The record is from RefSeq and is a predicted model, not a curated record. NCBI's taxonomy places the organism in Eukaryota, Metazoa, Arthropoda, Insecta, Diptera, Culicidae. Gene Ontology annotation, cellular component: nuclear pore outer ring. Gene Ontology annotation, molecular function: protein binding; structural constituent of nuclear pore. The transcript is spliced from 5 exons.
GCUCAGUCGAAUGUCAAAAAGAUAACAACAAACGUUGUCGGUGGUGAUCCUGGUGUUUUCGACAGUUACAUUAGCUUUAUAAUAUAAAACAGUGUUAUAGAAACAAGCGACGAUCAGGCGAGUGAUUAAAUACAUACUAAAAUGGAUAAAUCAUUUGGUUCGAUCUUUGGACCACCAAAAAAUGGUAACGUUUCCCGGUCACGUCAAUCGCUUGGCGGAUCGUUGUUUUCCGCAAGCGGUCGUAAGUCUACUAUUCCCGGUGGACCAUCAGGUCGCAAAGGUUCUACCCGAUAUAGUUUAUCAACUCGCUCGAAUAUUUCCACUCUGCAAGUGGUGGCUAAGUCUGAGUACAACAUUCUUGAAUGCUACGGUUUACCACUCCCCAUCCAAGUGAACGAAAUCCUCACAUUCUCAGAACGAAAUGCACCAGUUUCCAUCAACUACAGUGCCAAUGGAUGGGCUUGGCUCGUACAUGGGCGUCGCUUGAUGAUAUGGCAAUACCGGGAGAGCCAAUCUAAAGCAAUGGGCAUGGGAACACUAUCGGGUGACAGUUUUCCAACACCUCGCCGAGCGCUAGCCAGUCAGUGUCGUCAGCUGACGUUACCUCAUUGUGAUAUCGGUCAUAAAGCUACCCUCAUUUCGGUAUUCAUCUCGGAGGGUCAUCAAAUGGCGUCCUGUUUGGCUGUGUCUCCUGCCGGUGAUGUACGCUAUUGGCCCUCGAUAGCGCACGAUGGUUCAUCGAUCGACGAAUGUAACAUACUCGAAGGACAAGAAUUUGAGGAACUGGUUGGCCAAAGUGGCGGUAACUAUUUACUGGUAACGACCACUUGUAGCUUAGUACAUCUGCAGAUUCAACUGCAAGGUGGACGACAGACGAUCGUUUCCCGAUUAGUUAAACCACCAUCCGGGUUUUUUGGAGGCAUCAGCAAGAGAUUCGCUUCCAUUAUUAUUGGUAUGCAUAGCAGUCAGGAGCGAGAAAAUAAACUGGUCAAGAUAAGCAGCGAGAAGGUGUCCAACCAAGAAUGGCACAUCACGGUUCUGGCGGACAAAUGGAUACAGCGGUGGGCGUUCGGUCCGGGCGGUACUAACGAGCGUUUCCUAUGUGAAGAUGCGGAAAUAAUUCGCAAAAUACGGGAUUUCUUCACGUACAAAUUGUGGAGCGGGAUCCGUGAUAGUAGCGAAAUCGAAAUAUGGACAUUGGAUAUGCAGCCGACGGAUCACGGAGUGAUCUUGUUAGCGGCUGCUUGUAAUUUACAACGCUCACCCCAGGUUCACUACGCACUGCUGACUUUUAUUUUCGAAGGCGAUGGGAUGGCGCUGAAAGAAAAUGCAAUGAUGAAGAACAAAGGAUUCUACAACCGUGAUCGUGAGGACGAAUAUCUUGGGUUCAAGUUUGUGGCGCAUCGAGCAAUUGCCUACGUCUACAGCGACAAAGUUAUUUUCCCAGUCUUGUUGGAUAGAAUAGUUAGUAGUUCCGCUAAUAGUGAAAGUAGCAGUCCUUCGGAGGAGCAGGAAAAAAUCGAGUUCAACGUACAAGAUGACAGUAUUUUGGCUGCUAACUGCUUCCAUAACAUGACGCUCUUUUUUACUAAGAUCCAUGGGAUGGUCAUCGUGACGCCGUCGGAUUUUGAACCCAACAGUGAAGUGUUCAAUUCAUCUGUUUCUUCGGAUAUCUUCAAUCCAAACAUUUCUGUAAAUGAUUCUGCCUUUAUCAGUCAGUCGAUUUUUGCUCCAGCUACAACCAAUGCUGGUAGUUUGAUCCUAUACGAUUUAGACCCGGAAGAAAUUAGCAGCGGCGAUAAAGAUAACGCUAACCAGCUGAAAGCUGCCUUCAUUUAUCAUAUCAAACGAAAUAUUUCUGCAUCAAAUGAUAUUAUCAAUGUAAUCCUGCAGAGUAUAGAGGAAAAACCGUUCGAUGGGGAGUUGGACCAACUCGUGCUGAAAAUUGCGGAAGAUCUUGUAGAAGACAUUCCAGCGGCUGACCCUCGCUGGGAGGCAAUUCCAAAACACGCCCUCGGAUCGUCUACAUCCAUGCAAAUUAUACAGCAACUUCGCGAGAAGAAUAUCGCUCUGACUCAGUUCCUUGAGUUUCUCCAUGCCUCAACAUUGUGGGACAAAUUGAAUGGAAUCAGUUCUGGAGACACCGUUCGUCCGACCGCUCAUCUGUUGUCUGACAUUGCGGAAAAAAUUGUUGCUACUAUUGCUAUUAAGUGUCUUCAUAACAGUCAUUCGCGCAUAAUCGAUGAGGCCAUUGAUUUAGUGCUUGCGGAGGGCAACCGGUCACCCCCAUCCCCAAAUCUGACAAACCAGGAUCUGUUUUACGUCCAGGUUAACCAGAUGCACGAGAUCUUUAAAGUGUUUGCCGAACUUGUAGAGAACUACGUCAAAAUGGAACUCACUACUACUCAGGUGCAGUCUGCUUUGGUUGAGGUUAAUACAAUUGUGAUAACCGUCCUGCAAGAGGUAAUGAAAUUCCGCGAAUCGAAAACUGAUAUGUUUGUCGUUCGGAAUGAACCACAUCGAUAUGAGUAUGUUCCGUGGACAGCGUCAUCGGGAAAGUACGGGUUGAAGGACGUGCUGCUACAUAUGAUCGGCAAUACUCUUAAGUAUGGCAUUAAAGGCAGUGGGGAGCCAGAAUUUCGCAUCAAACACUACAAACAGAUGACUGAACUCGUGGACUUUGUACUCGAUGGGAGGAAAAAAUAUUUGGAGAGUGUCAAUGACGAAGGCAAACGGACGGUUCUACAGCAGCAGUACGAGUCACAAAGGAGUGAUUUGAUUUUCCCUUUAGUGGACGCCGAACAGUACGAGCUGGCAGCCAAACUAGCCGAAAAAUAUCUCGACUUCCAAAUUUUGGUAGCAAUUUGCGAUAAAACCAACAACCAGACAAGGUUGGACGAGUACAUCGAGCGCUAUAAAGAGCUGGACUUUUCUCAAUUCGCUAUCAGCUGGCAUAUGCGGCAGAACAAACAGGGAGACAUUUUUCAGCGAUUUAAGGGGAAUCAAGCGGAAUUGGCGCGUUUCCUAUCCGAUCAUCCUUCACUUGCGUGGAUCCAACUAGUCUUCAAUGGUGAGUUGGUGCAGGCAGCGGAAGUGCUUCUAGCGCUGGCGCAAAACGAAAAAGAACUUCUAAAUCGCAAACGAGUAAUGCUGUCCCUCUCUAAGCUAUGUGCCUUAGCUGCAGAGGGAGAUUUUAGUGCUCAGAUUGCGGAAAUCAACUCCGAAUCACGAUUGCUCGAUUUGCAAGAACAGAUUCCAGUAGAGAUUUUAAACAUCUAUGGUUACGACAUUAAAAAUGCCAAGGUCCUAACGCCGGAAGAAAUUGUCGAUCUCUUCAUUGCCGAUGAGUACCACAAAUCUACUGAGGCCGAAUUUCGCAAAGCAUUGGAGUUAUUGGAUUUCGUUGAAGAGCCAAUGGAAGUGCGGCACAAGAUCUGGUGUUCCGCAAUUUUGCGGGAUAACUGGGAAAACUACAACCGAAACGCCCCGCUAGAUACGAUGCAGAAUAUGAUGUUCUUCCGGUUAAUUGAUCUGUGUUAUAUUUUGGAUGGGGAAUUGGAGAACUUCCUGCCGCCAGUGGAAAACUUUCUAACGGCUACAGAACUGGGAGAACUCGCCGAAAACAAAUCGUUUCAGUAUUUGAUCAAGCUAGGGUAUGAGCACAUUUACGACUCGUACAAGAAAAAGUAGAUUUUUUUAGUCGCGAAGGAACCAUGGUGGGUAUUUCAGUUUGUUCAAUUUUAUUUAAAA